Molecule: messenger RNA, 882 nt
Organism: Gasterosteus aculeatus aculeatus (three-spined stickleback)
Lineage: Eukaryota; Metazoa; Chordata; Actinopteri; Perciformes; Gasterosteidae
Gene: eif5a
Product: eukaryotic translation initiation factor 5A
Biological process (GO): positive regulation of translational termination; positive regulation of translational elongation
Molecular function (GO): ribosome binding; RNA binding; translation elongation factor activity
Source: RefSeq, a predicted model, not a curated record
CGCGCGCCGCCCCUCCCUUCUGCCUUCUACGGAUGCCGCAGUAAAGUUGGCCGCGCAUGCGCACAUUCGGUCCUCUUUUUUUCUCGGAAGCACCGCUGACCCAUCGCACCAUGUCCGAUCCCGAUCUUGACUUCACGGUUGGCGAGUCUGGCGCCUCCGCCACCUACCCCAUGCAGUGCUCUGCUCUGCGUAAGAACGGGUAUGUGGUGCUGAAGGGACACCCCUGCAAAAUUGUGGAGAUGUCCACCUCCAAGACCGGCAAGCACGGACAUGCCAAGGUCAACCUGGUUGGUAUCGACAUCUUCACCAACAAGAAGCAUGAAGAUAUGUGCCCCUCCACCCACAACAUGGAUGUUCCCUCCAUCAAGAGGCUAGAUUACCAGCUGGUUAACAUCAAUGACGGCUACAUGUGCCUGAUGAGCGACACCGGGGACAUCAGGGAGGACCUGCGUGUCCCUGACAGCGAAAUUGGCAGAGAAAUCGAGGGGAAGUUUGAGGCUGGUGAUGAAUUCAUGGUCACCGUCAUCGCUGCCAUGGGGGAGGAAUGUGCUGUCGCUACCAAGGUCUUGGCCGGCAAAUAAGGGGACAGACUUUGCUUCCCAGGCAACAAGCACCGCCCACAACCAGUCUCCUGCAUUCUCAUUGGUUCUGUCACCAAAGCGUCGGCCUUCACAGAAAACCUCAAUCAUUCUGUUUCUCGAUUUCAGCGUUUUAAACCCCCCCCCCCCCCCCCCCCCUCUCUCACUUUUUAUCAUUUCUCUUGAUUUUGCAUUGCUGAUGGAAGUUCCACUGUGGCUCGCUGCGUGGUCCUCUGCUCUGAUCACUGAGGUUUUGUUUGGUUACAAUCUACUUUAUAUAUAAAAAAAACAACUUCAAAAAUAA